Messenger RNA from Columba livia (rock pigeon), 3934 nucleotides. RefSeq names its product cingulin (gene CGN). Gene Ontology annotation, biological process: microtubule cytoskeleton organization. The transcript is spliced from 21 exons. Gene Ontology annotation, cellular component: bicellular tight junction; myosin complex. Gene Ontology annotation, molecular function: microtubule binding. The record is from RefSeq and is a predicted model, not a curated record. NCBI's taxonomy places the organism in Eukaryota, Metazoa, Chordata, Aves, Columbiformes, Columbidae. The coding region runs from base 157 to 3672 and encodes 1171 amino acids.
CCGUGCCCUGGGGAGCAGACAGGGACGGGGGAGCCGUUUGGGAGCACGAAAGCGCCGCUGCCCCGGCCGCCCCCUCCGCUGCCACCGGAGCGGCUCCCUCCCCAAGAUGGCGGUACAGGGCGGAGCGGCACCAGAACCGCGGUGCCGAGCGCCGGGAUGGAGCAGCAGAGCCCGCUGGACCACGGCGUCCAGAUCCGCUUCAUCACGGACCUGCAGGAGCCGCGCAGACCCCCCCGGCCCCGCGGCAAAGCCGGCACGUACGGCGUGGCCGUGCGCGUCCAGGGCAUCGCCGGCCAGCCCUUCGUCGUCCUCAACAGCGGCGACAAGGGCGGCGACUCCUUUGGGGUGCAGAUCAAGAGCGACGGCUCCUUCACCGGCCCCCCCGCCGGCCCUCGGCCCCCCGCCUCUGAUUUGGACCUACCGGAGAACCCCCGCAGCUCCUCAGACGACGAGGGGACCCCCCGGGACCUGCGCAGGUCACAGUCCCACGGGGACCUGCUCAGGGCCACCAUUGAGGAGCCCGUGGCCACCGGCGCUCCCCACGCCACCCGGCACAACCACAUUGCAACCAUGGGGAAGAGCAGCAGCUUGGCGAACAUCACGCCGGAGCGCGGCGAAGCCUCGUGGGCCGCGGUCCCCUCGCCGGACACGGGCGGUGGCGACGUGGACACCGAACCGCUGGGCUCGGUGGAUUCGCUCAUCAGCAAGUUCGACGGGCCGGGGCCGGCGCGGGGGCGCGUGGCGCGAAGGGGCCGCGUCCCCCCCGAGCAGAGGAAGCGCUCGCAGAGCCUGGACGGCCGCGGUCAGCGCCGCGACGCGCCGGACACCGCGGGGCUGAGCGGGACCCAGCGCCGCGCAGGCAGCGUCCGCCCCGCGGGGUCCCCCAAGGACACGGGGACACGGAGCCAGCGGGGGGCCCGGGGAGCGGAGGAGACACCGGUCGAGCGGCUGCAGCUCAAAUCCACCCCGGACCUGCUGCGGGACCAGCGGGAGGUCACCGAGCCCGGCGGCACUGAGGACCCCAAGGAGCUCAUCUAUGGCAUCCUGAGAGAGGGGAGCAACGAGAGCGAAAUGUCCCUGAAGAGGAAAACUCUGCGGCUGCUGGAGAAGCUGCAGGAGCUGGCGGUGCCCCCCAAGGCCACGACGUGUCCCCAGCCCCAGCACAGGGACCUGGCCAGGCGGGUGGAGGAGCUGCAGGAGAAGCUGGACGAGGAGACCAAGCUCCGCCAGAAGCUGGAGCUGCCCGGGGAGCCGGCGAAGCUGCGAGAGGCCGAGGGCGAGAACCGGCGGCUGCGGGCGGCCCUGGAGGCCAAAUCCCAGGAGCUGCAGAGGAGGAUGCAGGAGCUGAGCACGGUGACAGCAGCCAAGGACCAGUUGGAGACGCGGCUGCGCCAGCACCAGGAGCAACUUAUGGAGACGCAGCAAGAGCUCGACCGCCUGCGCCAGGACCCCGGCGCUGCCCCGGACGGCGACGCCGCGCACAAGGAGCUGGCGGAGGCGCGGGAGGAGCUGGAGGAGCUGCGGGGCCGGCGGCUGCGGCUGGAGGAGCAGCUGCGGCUGCGGGAGCGCGAGCUGACGGCGCUGAAGGGCGCGCUCAAGGAGGAGGUGGCCGCGCACGACCGUGAGCUGGACCGCGUGCGGCAGCAGUGCCAGAGCGACGUGGAGACGCUGCGGCGCAGCAUGGAGGACAUCUCGCAGGACCAGGCCAGCCUGGAGUCGGAGCGGCAGCGGAUCGGCGCGGUGCUGCGGAACCUGCAGCGGGAGCUGGAGGAGAGCACGGAGGAGACGGGGCACUGGCGGGACCUGUUCCAGAAGAACAAGGACGAGCUCCGCGCCGCCAAGCAGGAGCUGCUGCAGGUGAAGCUGGAGCGCGAGGAGCUGGAGGACGAGCUGCGGGAGCUGCGCGAGCGCUUGGCGGCCGCUCGCCAGGAGACGGAGCGGGCGCGGGGCAGAGCGGGGGACCCCGGCGAGCUGGACGCGCUGCGCAAGGAGCUGCGGGAGGCGCGGGAGCAGCAGCGGGAGCUGGCGGAGCAGCGGCAGAGCCGCGACGAGCAGCUGCGGCAGCGCGAGCAGGAGCUGGCGGCGCUGAGGGACGAGGCGUCCGGACACACCGAGGAGCUGGAGCGGCUGCGCCGGGACCUGCAGCAGCUGCGGGAGGAGCGGGACGAGGCCACCGAGGCGAAGGCGUCGCUGGAGAGCGCGAGGGCGGCGGCGGAGCAGGCGCGGGGGGCGGCCGAGAGCGGGCGGCGGGAGCUGCAGGAGCAGAACGACGACCUGAGGAAGAAGAUCCAGGGGCUGGAGGAGCAGCUGAAGGACUACGAGCGCUUGGGAGAGAGCUGGGAGGGCUCCCAGGCGCGGCUCAAGGACAGAGUCGCCAAGCUGGAGGCCGAGCGGCGGCAGCUGGAGGAGUCGCUGGGGGAGGCCGGGCAGCGGGAGCAGGAGCUGUGCGCGGCGCGGCGGCAGCGGGAGGAGGCGGAGCGGGCGCUGGCGCGGCUGGCGCAGGAGCAGCGGGAGCUCAGCGCCGCAGUGCAGGACGAGCGGCGGCACAAGGAGCAGCUGCAGCGCAGCCGGGACGAGCUGGAGGAGCAGAAGCGGCUGCUUGAUCGCACCACCCAGAAGCUCAAUAAAGAGCUGGAGCAGAUGUCGCAGGAGUCGCAGCGCUCGCUGGCCGCGCUGCGGGCGCAGCUGGACGAGUUCCGCGACAAGUCGCGCAAGGAGCUGGCGGAGGCGCAGAAACAAGCCCAGGAGCGCGGCGCCGAGCUGGAGAGCGCGCGGCUCGGCACCGGGCGCCUGCAGGACGAGGUGGCGCGGCUGAAGCAGGCGCUGCAGGAGCAGCAGGCGCAGCGGGACAGCGCGCAGCUGGACAAGGAGCUGCUGCUGCAGCGGCUGCAGGGGCUGGAGCAGGAGCUGGAGAAGCGGCAGCGCGGGCAGGAUGAGCGCUCACGGCACGCCAGGGUGAUGGAGGAGAAGGCCAAGCGGCUGGAGGAGGAGCUGGAGGAGGAGAAGGCGACGGUGGAGCUGCUGACGGAGCGGGUGACGCGCAGCAGGGACCAGCUGGACCAGCUGCGCGCGGAGCUGCUGCAGGAACGAUCCGGGCGCCAGGACCUGGAGUGCGACAAGGUCUCUCUGGAGCGGCAGAACAAGGAGCUGAAGAGCCGCUUGGCCAGCGCCGAGGGGCUGCAGAGACCCAGCGGCAACGUCCCGCAGCUGGAGGCGCGGGUGCAGGAGCUGCAGGAGCGGCUGCAAGCGGAGGAGAGGGAGAAGAGCACCCUGCUGUCCUCCAACCGCAAGCUGGAGCGGAAGGUGAAGGAGCUGAGCAUCCAGAUCGAGGACGAGCGACAGCACGUCAGCGACCAGAAGGACCAGCUGAGCCUGCGGGUGAAGGCGCUGAAGCGGCAGGUGGACGAGGCGGAGGAGGAGAUCGAGCGGCUGGAGGGGGCGCGGAAGAAGGCGCAGCGGGAGCUGGAGGAGCAGCAGGAGCUCAACGAGCAGCUCCAGAACCGCGUUACGGCGCUGGAGAAGGAGGCCUGGCGCAAAGCCGCCCGCUCGGCGGCCGAUUCGUCCCUGCGCGACGAGCCGCUGAGCUCGGACGAGGAGUCCGACAGCGCCUACGGCCCGUCCUCCAUCGCCUCGCUGCUCAACGAGCCCACCCUGCAGACCAGCUCCUGCUGACCCCCCCCGCACGGACAGAAACUCUCCUGGAUGCACCAGCGUGAAGGACGGUGCCGGAAAAACACCGGCACCCCCAUUCUGUCCGGCACCUUCGUCUCCAUACGGGUCUUGGGGUGUUUGCGCCGGGGGAGCUGCUCCCCAUGGCCGCUGUCCCCCUCAAGUCACCAGCUCCCCAACGGGGCUCCCGGAGGGCCGGGUUGUUUUGUGUCCCCCUCUCCGUCCCCCUCGAGCGCUGUUUGAAAUAAACCCCGGCGUUUUGGCG